Messenger RNA from Hypoxylon trugodes, 599 nucleotides. RefSeq lists its product as uncharacterized. The record is from RefSeq and is a predicted model, not a curated record. The coding region runs from base 1 to 378 and encodes 125 amino acids. The transcript has a single exon. Lineage: Eukaryota; Fungi; Ascomycota; Sordariomycetes; Xylariales; Hypoxylaceae.
AUGCCAUACACAUGGCCAUACCAGUUCGUCUUAUUCCGCAGAUGCAAGGAUGCCGCACCGGCGCCUGGUCAAUCUAUGAAGCCCUUGGUAGCUACUAUUCUAGACGAAAUUCAUACAGGAACCCUUAUCCAGGAGUCGGGCUAUAGUGCGUUGCAGAGUACCAUGCUUAAAUCAAUUCGUAGGAUCAUCAGAUUUGAUUUUGAUCGUACCAAGAUAGUUCUAACCACAACAUUCCCCGAAUGCAAACGGUUUCUUCACCACUUUAAACUAUCCGAAGAAGAAAUAGAGCAGCGAACCAUUCGCAUGAACCCCAGCAAAGAUACCGCACUCUACCGGGAAGUAAUCAUGUCUUUUCUUGAAGAUGAAGAUGACGACUAGAUAUCCCCUCCUUCCUACCACCAUAGCAUUGUUCGUCGUGUACAUUCGAUCUCAGAGAGGAAUAGUAAAGCCAGUAUCCUGACCAGACAUCGCACCUAGCAUAACAUUGCGAGCGAGAUGAAGCUAUACAACUUAUCUAAGCAUUACCUCCACUAUCAUCUAGGGCCGGCUUAAGGGUUGCUCUGCGGUCGGGGCUACUAGGUUAGGUGACAAAAUGUUGA